Molecule: messenger RNA, 37626 nt
Organism: Porites lobata
Lineage: Eukaryota; Metazoa; Cnidaria; Anthozoa; Scleractinia; Poritidae
Source: the annotation of a GenBank genome assembly
AUGAACGCGGACAGAGCUGGCAGAAUACCGCCACCUACAAAAAGGCUUGUAGUACGGAAAGCAAACAGUCACCGAGAUUUACGUCCACUUACAGAACGGGUAAGCUUAAUUGAAAAUUUAAACUUCGGUUGUGUUGACUGCUCGCUCUUGCGAACAUUUCGUUCCACUGUUGUUGUUGUUUGCGGUUUGUCUUGUUGGGGAUUAAAAGAAAGCAUGGCUUUCUUACGGUAAUUGUAAGUCACCAGUUCUGUUUACCUUUUAUCUUUAGGCAACUCUAGAGAAAGUUUUAGGCCUGACUGUAUCUAAAAAUGCGGCCUUGGCCUGUGAUCCGGUGUCUGGAGUCAUCGCUUAUCCGGCUGGGUAGGUAUCGAGUACCUGACGAGUGUUAUUGCCGUGAAUUCUCUUUUGUCUGUUUGUUGCUUCAUACGAAUGGCACGGGGUGGGAAUAAUUUAACUGAGUUUAUUUUAGCGAUGAUUUUGCUUGCUGGCUUAUUGUGGUUGAUGCAGUAAACGUCGAAAUACUUCUGAAUUUAAAAUUUGUUAACGAAGUACGUGAUAUUCGCACACUCACACAACCUACUUACAACCGGUAUUAGGUCUAUGAAAAAGCUUAGCUCGUGUACUAGAAAGUAGAUUUCAAAACAUCAAAUACCAUGAUUUACUCUAGAAGCCAAAAUAUUCUCGCAAAGUCUUAAGAUGUUCAAUUUUAAUCGAAUAGUCGCUCAAGAUUCGGAGCUUUUCCCAUCCUGUAUGAGUGUGUAAUAAUGCAAUUUCACGUCUUUUGAGAAGAUUGUUAUCGAUAUUCUUGGAGAUGAUUUUCUCGUAAAAAACAUGUAGUGUCGAUAUACGAAGUCAUUUCUAGUAUUACUUGGUUUGUUUUUGUUGAACUGGGAUGCAGAAUAAAGCGAGAAGUUGGUCAUACACAUUUAUAAUUCAUAUGUGAUCUCGAACGCGCUACCCGUCUUUUGCGCGGAACAAAUGUCCAGAUUUGUAAUAGAGUUUGAAAAUUAUUAGUACGCUGUUUAAAUUGAUCCAUAUUGCUGCAAUAUAUAGUGAUUGGAGUCUCUUGUUAUUUCGUGUACUCAUAACGGAAGAAGUUAACACUUGUUAACUGAAUGUUUUUUUUUCGAAGGAUUUUUUUAGCUUGAAUGUGCGUUGUUGCAAAACUUUAUUUCCUGCAUGUUAGUUAAUACAUUGAAUACCUCACUUCAAGAUAAUUUUAAACAAUCGCUAAGUCUUGUGUGAAAAAGAAUCUGUUUCAAUGGUCGCGGCAAGGGUCAUCUGCGUAGUUAUUGUGGUUUCAAAAAAAUUUGGCAUUGUUCAAUCGUAUUUGCUAUUUGCCAUUGUGUUCAUUCGUAACCCAGUAUUACUAAUUUGACCUGUUCUGCAUAAUCCUUGUAACUUGAUUUACAAGAACUUUAAUAUUUCCGAUCUUUUGUCCAGCAGUUGUUGUGACUAGCAGCUGACAGCUUUUUUAACGAGAUCGAUAAGUUGUCUUAUCGUAAAAGUUGAGUGCUAUUUGCAUUUGUUUUGCAAGUAGAGAGGUCAAUUGGAAUCAUCGAUCACAUGCGAAGAAACAAGGAAUACAUUAUAUCUGGACAAAACGAAAUUAACUCAAUCAAUUAAUAAAAUGUCUAUUUUAAAAAAUGAAUCCCUUGGGGACUUUGGAGUUUAGUCUUUGGAAUUAAGUUGUCCCCCAUUAUGACAGUUUCAUGGUCUUUAUAUUUGCUUUUAAAAUUAUAUUUCUUUUGUAUCCAGUCGACCAUUAUGAAUUAUUAAUUACGUAAAGCUGAGCUAAUAUCAGUAUCAGUAACAAUAAACACAGUAGACUCAAGAAUUUUUUAACUACUUACUUAAUGAGAAACACAGCAGUUAAAAGUGAACACUCACUGAAAAUUCUCAGUCUUGCCUUAUUUAAUAAUGACAACUAAUGCAUUUGUAUUUAAUUAUUUAUUUUGUGCAGUAGAAGUUAUAUUAGAUCUAUGAGUUUUGGACAGAUCGCAAUAUAAUAUAAUACAGGAAAAUCGUGCAUUCUUGGCCCUUGACGGAGAAAAUAUAGAAAUAUUGACACAAAUGUGUUUCUUCUGCAUUGAGAUGUUGGUGUGUCACAGUUGUUAUCCUUUAGGGAUACAUCUGGUGCAAUUCAGUUAGUACCUUUUAAACUACAAUUAAGGGUAUGGUAAUUGAUAAGGUAAUAAAAUCAUUCAAUCACACAGUGAGGCAGCUGGCUCUUUUAGACGAGGGAACUUGUUUAAAGCCUGCAUUGAUUUUCAGAAAAUGUUCCAUUUGUAUUUUGGCUUAAAAUAUUAUCUUUAAUACUCUUGAAUGAAUGCAAAAGUCAGACUGCCAUGUACAAAAAUGCAUUAAAUGAUUGUGUAGCUUAGACGUCUUAGUUAAAACAGACUUUUCUUUUAAUAGAUAGCCCUCUUUGUUCGAAGACUAACAUUAAUGGGACUGCCUUUCCAAGUACUUAUGUGGGAAUACCGCCAUGCUUUUCGUACCAAGUUACUUCAGAAUUUAAUUUGUUUUUAUUUUUGUUUGCCCGUAAAGAGUCAUUGCUUUUAAGAUUUUCUUACCUCUGUUUUUAAUCGGAAUUAUUUUUUUGAGAUUAAAAACUUUGACUUGUAAGACAAGGGGUAAGUUUCUUCUGGAAAUCAAACAUGAUAUUUUUCCAUUUAAAACAAAAUUAAUUCUGUCAGCACUGGUUGAAAACAUUGACAAGGUACUGAAAGUUAGACUAGCCUCCCUAUUUAGGCCAUCAUGGGGAGUAUCCCCAGGCUCUUCAGAAAGACAUUGUACCAUCAAAAUAACUUUCUUUGCAUAUUUACCCUAUCGUGUUUUUGUGUGCUUGAAGAGGCAUGUCUGCUGAGUGAGAAACACCUUAAACUUUGGCUGUCUGAGUCCUAUCCUUGUUGUUACAUAGUCUUCUUGGAGUAAAAAUUUUGCACCACUUUGGCCUUCUUCAGCCAGGCUGUGUAUAAAUUGAGUGUACAUGCUUCAUAUGGUGCUACAGAAACUGGUUUAAAGUAUUGUUAAGUGUGUACCUUUACCUUCAGUUAAAUAUAAAAAUACCUGUGGUGACUGCUCACUAAAUCUAAAUACCAUGGAAAGGAAAUAGAAGAAACAAGAAAAAUGCAGUGAUAUUAGUAUAGGUAAUAGUGUGAUUUGUAGUGAUAUUUGGCAUAAACAUGUUUUGAAAAUUAUUGUUUUAUGUAACGGCUCGUGAAACUUGAGACAAUUUUGAAAUAUCACAAGUUGUAUUUAUGCCAAAUAUGCCAUACAAAUCAUGCUAUUGCUUGUUUAUACUACUACCUGCAACAGUUUGUAAUUUUCACAUGAAGGUAUUUCAAGUUAAGCUGAAAUAUCUCUUUUCUAAGCCAAACAAAAUGUAGAAAUUUCUCAUGUAGUAGUGUAAACUCUCUUAUGCCUUUGUAUUUUACAGUUGUGUGGUGGUUUUGUUCAACCCAAGAAAAAAUAAGCAGAGUUUUGUUCUCAAUACUUCAAGGUAAGGGCGUCUGUUAUAGUUAAUGUUAUAAAGAGAUAUGCUUUAUUGCCAUGCAAUAUACAUGCACAUGGUGAUUUAAGUGCAUAAAUGUUUGGUUUUAAAGUGUUUGUGCAAAAUUGCUGCAUAUAACUACAUGUAUUGUUUAAGUUAAUACUUAAAAUGUCAAUUCUUUCGACCAGGAAAACAAUUACAUGCCUUGCAUUUUCUGGUGAUGGCAAAUACUUGGCAACAGGCGAAGUAAGUCUGCUCAAUAAAAUUUACGUUACUUAACUAUUAGUUGAAUCAAAAGUGAUGUUAUUUGGUCGUUUGUUACAAAGUCUAACUUAGGCUGCUGUUUAAGAAAUUAUUUGACCUCCAGAUGUCUUUCUUAGUGGGUUGAUUUAAGAAAAUAAGUGCUUUUCCAGUCUACACUAUAUGCUUUAUUUAAAUUGUUCAUGAUAAAUGGUGUUAAGAUAAAAGCAUUGGGCAAACUGAAAAUGGCUUAGAAUGCGGAAGUUUUGUUUAACACGGGCUAAACUCCAUUUAAGUAACUGGUAACUGACCUGGAAUGAGUUUAAUAUGCAGAUAGAAUAUAUGCUUCUGUAUUGUUGAUGUUUUAUGAUGUUUUAACUAGAUGCUGUAACUAAGAAUGUACAAGAUUCAGUUUUCUUAAAAUUGAAAAAUUAAUGAUUAUUAUGUUUAUCGAUAGUACAAUAUCAAGGAUUUAAGCAAAACACUGUUUUAAAAUUGUGAUUGCAUCACCAUUAGCCUGCACACUGCAAAACAUUAUUUUGUCACAACUGCAGGGUUCGCACUGUCCUUGAAAAAUCCUUGAAUUUUAGAGGGAGUCCUUGAAAAGUCCUUAAAUUUCUAUGCAAGUCCUUGAAAAGUGCUUGAAUUUCUUUAACUGCGAAUGUAGUGGCCUUUAUCAAAAGUGUUUUUUAAUGCUUUUUGGUUGUCUAAGACAGAGGAUAAAUCAUAGUUCAGAGAAGUUAAAGGUGAUUUACAUAAAGCGUUUUUGUCUUGUGCAAGAAUUCAUUAUCAAUUUGAGACAAGCGAACAGAGAAUGUGGUGAAGCAAACAGUUCAGGCCUUAAAGUUCUGUCAGCGUGGACUGGGAAUUUGCUGUUCUGUACAAUCUGUGAAAUUACAUUCCUGGAAGGUGGUCCUUGAAAAUCGAAUGUGGUCCUUGAAGAGUCCUUUAAAAUAGUUACAAUUUUUUGUAUGAACCCUGCGACUGUGUUACAUUCUUGUACUUCCAUGCAAACGUGCUUUGCUGCCAAUCAGAGUGUGCACGUAGUAUCAUAGUUACCAUAAAUCCUCUACAAAGCCCCCCUCUCAAAUAAGCCCCAGUGUUUUCCUUAUCGGGCAGUAACCAGUAAAAUUUACCACCUGAGGCAACACUUCUUACCACCUGCGACUGCUUGAAGGUUUACAAAAAAUUGAUAUUCAAUAGGAAGGUAAAAAGUUAACAUUACUUUCGGGUAGCCAUUAUUUUCAGGGUACUGUUACUUUCGGAAUUCUAAGGACCCCCUGGAAGGAAUGUAAUAGAAUAUUGUGUAUUUCUUUGGAUUAUAGAAAAAAACAAUUGUGCUCUCUUUUGCAAACGUUUUCCCUUAGCCACUAUUAGAAGUCAAAUGGUCGGCCCAUAAGUAACUCUCUGUAUCAGUUGUAACUUUUUGUUGUGUUUUCAGAGUGGCCACAUGCCAUCUGUUCGUAUCUGGGACAUGGAGGAUCAGUUACACCCUCAGAUUGCAGAGAUGACAAAGGGACACAAGUUUGGUGUAGCUUGUGUGGUAUGCAAAAUUAGCAGCAGUAUUAAACACAGAAUUAUUUUAAUCUGCGCCACAGACAGAACUAAACUGGUGAAGUCCGUCUGUGAAACAUCACUGAAAUCGUUGUUGUGGGCCCCCGACCUGUUUAUGUACUGGUACCAGGAUUUGAUUACGUGCUAUGAUUCUCCUGUUUAAAGCCAUUAUCGGGAUAUUCGAAAUGCAUUUUUGGUAAUUGGUUGAGUUCAUUUGGGGCCCAGCCUAGUAAUAUACUUAAUGAAUAAAUUAUUAUACCCUGCAACUUGAACUCUUAAUGACAACCGCAAGGAACCUUUCUAGGUCUGUCCUUUACUGACGGUGUGUGUUGAAAGAGGCAUCAUUAAUACAUGUAAGGCCCUGUUAGGGUGAAAUUCUGAUAAGUGAUGUGAGCUUAAAACAGCAACAUAAUUAAAGCAGAUGAAAUGGUAACAAACAAGUGACAAAGAUGGGUUGAAAUUGCAUGUAAGAACAAAAUUUUAGUAAAACAAUGACAGGGACAUGGCCUUCUUCUCAAUGUGUGAAACAUUGGGUUUUGAAAUUGAGACAUACGACACCCCCUCCCCGCCCCCCCACACCCUCUUUAGGGGCUCCUUAAUGAUCAGAAUUGAGAAGUUACUUGCUUUAUUUUCUUGGCACCGUGUCAGUGUAUCUCUUGUUGAUUAUUGAUCUUUUGUGUUGCUUCCAGGCCUUUUCACCUAACCUAAAAUAUGUGGCCUCAGUUGGUUUUCAGCAUGACAUGAUAGUAAACAUUUGGAAUUGGAAGGUAUGAUACUCUGUAACACAACAGACAUACUAUUCACUAGAGUGCCCCAACAUAUAUUUCAGGUUGUUAAACAGUGACAGGACUGUGUUCUAUGGGCAGUGCCCAAGCCUGUCACGCCUUAUUUUGCUCUUGGGUUUUCUCAUAGUAGUAAAAGUGCUAGACCCAUAAGGUUUCAGUAAUAAUUAUUUUGAAUGUUUGCACCAAAGGAAUGUUCCUUUGUGAUGCAAAAAGUUUUAAAAAAAAAUGUCUCAUUGUGGUCUCAAUCGUGCAAUGAUGCUGUUAGUGUAGUUGAAUUGUUUCUGCUUGUCAUUUGUGAAAAUGUCUUUGUUAAUAAAAUGUAGAGUAGUGAGGUGUGAAAUGUUAUUCCUGACAGCAUAUAAAACAAUAAUAUAAUUAUAAUUACCGUAUUUUUAUUAUGAAUAAACAAAAGGACAAUAGGCUUUAGACUAUGUUUCAAAUAUGAAGAAAGAUUGAAGAAAUUUUUUUCAAUCGUGCUCUUUGAGUGGCAACUAAUAUAAUUAUAUAGUUUGUUAUAGUUUAUAAAGAGUUAUUUAUUAUUGGUGUUUGUUUUAUAGACCAGCACAAAGGUUGCAAGCAACAAAGUCUCAUCAAAGGUAUAAAACCUUACAAUGCUCUCUUUGACCAUUAUGUCGAAGAGAUACUUAAACUAUAAAGUACUCAAUUAGCAGCAGAGCCUGAGGUCGUCAAACUCUUGCGUUUUGUUUUUCUUGGUUGAUUUCCUUUGUUUACUCUUUAUGAAUUUGUACUUGAUGCCUUUGAGAUGCGCAUUAAAAAUUAACUGAGGAAGUUACAUGUUCAUCAGUUAAUUGUACAGUUUUUAACUGCUUGGCCUUUUAAGCAGAAACAUCUCUGCUCGUUCCGUUUGAGAAGGGAGUGCUCCGACCAUCUGCUAACGUACUGUGCUAUCAUUGAGUGCGUGGUAAAUGACAUUUUUAAUUAAUGACUUCACACUUAGGUGUCAGCUUUGUCAUUCUCUGAAAAUGGAAGUUACUUUGUCACUGUUGGUGUUCGUCAUGUUAAGUUUUGGUAUUUUGAUACAGAAUCCAACAAAUCAAAGGUGAGUGAAAUAGUGAGAGUGAGCGGAAUUGUUUUUAAACAAGUGGAAUAUGUUUUCAAAGGCUAACCUCAAAUGUAUAGUUACUACAAUGUAGCUCAAAUCCAACCUACAUUCUUAUAUAAUAAAUACUGUUUAUGUGUUGUCGAAAUAUUGAAACAUGUCCAUGGUCCCAGAGUAUUGUGUCUUGUGAUACCCCUGCUGAGAAAGAGAAGAUAUGUUGAUGGAUCUGUUUGUUGACUUCAUGUAUUGUUAGCUAACGUCUGUACUUUUAUUUCUUCAGUUUGUUACUGACAAUAAUUGCCACAAAGGCAAUUCCAAAAUGUUUCUUUUUUUCGUUUUGUGAUUUGCUAAGAAGAGCCAUUUUAGUUCGAGUAAUCAUGCUUAAGGGCCUAUCUUCAAUAAAAUUAAUAUUGUCUUUGAUAAAUAUUUUGGAAACUAUCUUCUCUUAACAGGCUGUCACAUCUGUCAACACUAACUAAUUAAAAAUAAUUGCUCACAUCAAAUGAUUGACAAGAAAACAAUUUUUCAUUUAUUUAGUCGCUUUUGUUCAGUUUUUACCUGGGGCAAAUUUUGACCAUGGUACCUUUAAAGAUUGUCCAUCUCAAAGUUUGAAAAACACCACAAACCAUCUGCAUUUGUUAAGUGUUAGUGGUGACAGAAAAUUUUUCUAAAUAAACAGCCUUUUUGCUUGUUUGGCUAGGUUUAAUUGACAAUGAAUUAAUGGGAACAUGAUUUUCUUGCAGGUUUCAAAGACACUUGUGAUCAAUGGACGGGCAGCUCUUUUAGGGGAGCAAAGAAACAACACAUUUUGUGAUGUAGCCUGUGGUCGUGGACUGAACUCUGAUAUUACGUACUGCGUAACAAGUUCAGGUUUAUUGUGUUCUGUUAACAGCAAGCGAGUGUUGGAUUCUUGGGUGGAACUCAAGGUAAACAGUUUCUUUUGAAAGCUUACCCCUGUUGACUGUCCUAAUAACCUCUCUUUUUAAAAAUUAAUAUUAAAUAAUUCUUAGUGGAGACUAUCCUGGAAAAUGAUAAAAUGUAAUUUGUCAUAGAUUCAUGAUAAUUAUGCAUCAUAUCUUCUUCAUUUCAACAGGCAUCUAAAGCUCAUGCAAUAGCAGUUAGUGACCACUACAUAGUGUGUGGAUGUACUGAUGGAAUUAUAAGGUACGAGAAUGCAAUGACUACAGUUUAUAUAGUGGAAGUUCUCCUAACGGACACUCUUGUAUGCAGACAGCUCUACCUAUGAAUGCCUUUGCAAAAUCCCAGGCGUUUUUCUCAGCUCCCAUACAAACUCUGUAUUAGCUCUAGUUACGGGCACCUUUUUUGGGUCCUGAGGGUGUCUGCUCACGAGAACGUCCACUGUAUAAAUACAUGCCUUUGGAUGGUUGACUUUUAAAUUUAAAAGUCACCUCCUUCAUUAUUACUGUCUUGUUUGGUCUCAUGAAUUUUUUAAUGGAAGAGAAGUGGAUGCAGUGUGAGAGAUAAGCUUUAUAAGGCAAUACCUGCUCCUCAGUAACUCUAAAGGAGAAGACAUACAAUGAAAUUUUGGUAACUAUUUACUAUCCCUUCACACUAUAUGCUUUACGCUUUAGCUAAGGGUUAUAUACAACACAUGUUUUUAAAGUCUACUAUUAUUAAUGAGAGCUCAUCAUUUUUUUCAGAGUAUUUAAUCCUUUAAAGUUACAACAUAUUGUAACAUUUCCUAAACCUCACUUUCUGGGUGUCAACAUAGCAGAGGGAAUUGAUUUCAGGUAACAAAAUAGUACUAAUAAUAAUUAUCAGUAUCUUACAACUCUCCCAAGGCAAAGUAAGUUUUUAUCGGUCUUCUUUGUGCACAUGUGUUUAAUUUUAUUGUACAUGUGAUGUGUAGUGCAUUAAGUAAUGUAUUAGUUGGAUAAUAUUACCAGUAGUUUUCAAUGUUUAUGCUUGCAAUGUAGCUCAGAAUUACUCAGUAGAGUUUAAAGGAAAAAAAACUUACCCAUGUAUGAAAAUCAGAAUUUCUAUGGAUUAAUGUUGGUAAUGUACGUGCAGUUGACAUUUCUGUGUCUUUUAUUUUUAAUGCUUGCAUUUUAGUAAUCCACUGUCAAAGCCAGAAAAAGCUGUUUAUCCUGAUACUGUUGCUGUUGCCCUUGACACAGUCAAUCAGAGGGUGAGAUAACUUUAGUUAAUAUUAUGUGAUUUUGACUAACUUGGAUGUUACUGAAAGGCUGGUGAUUUUAAAAACUAUUCUCAGUACACAGGCUGAAUGGUUAAGCUGUUUUUGGACACUGUUUUUGAAGAGCUUGGUUAAGAUUUUGUCUAAAAAAAGCUCAGUAUAGCCACUGCAGUCAUUUAAAAGGUGGAUAGCUCUAUACCCAUUGAAUAAAACAGUAUACUGUUGAUAACACAAUUUUUGGUUUUUUGUAUAAAUACUUUUCCACUGGAUAGUCAUCUAUCCGGUGGAUAAUGCUACCCACUUUUUGAUCAAUCGAGUAGGGCCUGACAUAUUCUUGUCAACAUCACUGAAACAGUACAUAUAAAACUUGAAUCAUUUAGUAUAGGAUGUGUCUAAUCAAAAAUAUACGUAAGGAAAUGUUUAAUACCUUUUGGAUAUUUUUAUUGUGUUUUGAUAAAUAUGAAUAUUGUUGUUUUGUUUAUUUGUUUGUUUGUUUGUUUGUUCUUGCAGUUGACUUGUGUAUAUAAUGACCACAGCUUGUAUACAUGGGAUAUGAAAGACAUAAAAAUGAUUGGAAAAACUUGGUCUUCACUGUACCACAGUACAUGUGUUUGGGGUGUUGAGGUAAAACAUGCAGCCUGGUUGUUGUUGUUGUUGUUUUUGGUGAUUCAAUAGCUUCGAUCUGCAGAAGAGAACAGAUUUGCAUAAAGCCUGCAGGAACAGCUUGGUCUGGGCUUUUUACCAGAUCUGAGUCACAUGUUUAUACAUCCGUUUGAGUUCUGCUCUGUCUGCUUACUAGCUGGAUCUCGUUUCAUGGUCAUGCUGAGUCCUACUGUUCGGUCAACUGCUUGCUUUCUGCCAGUUGAGUUUUUGAAAUUAUGUUAUGUUUGACUGGGAUUGGUUCCUUGUAAUCCUAAUCUCCAGGUUGCUGUACUUUGUAUUAUGCAUGCACAGCACUUUCAGACUAGGCCCAUACAUAGCCAGCACUUGUUUGGACUUGGCAGGCGCUUAGAUUGCAUGUAAGCCAAUGUGAACAUGCUUGUUAGGACCUUCUGUCACUCCCAAUCUGAUCAUGGCCAUUUUGAUCUUAUGUCACGUGAGACUUGUGCAAAGCUCAGCAUCAGAGUAAGAGUGUUUUUACCUUCGAUCAGUGUUGCCUGUGCUGAUCCCUAACCUUUGGUUAUUACUACAGACAACUUUUUUUAAGACCACGACUAAGUGUACAUCUUAGAGAGAUGCCUUUCUAAUGGAAAUUCAAAUAAAGGGUGUAAAGAAAGGAAUUGAAGGGACUUGCUCUAGGUGACUGUCUUAUAGAGGUGUCGGUUAAGAAAAAUCUUGACUGUAGUUUGUUUAUAGCAUUGUAUGUGAUUAUCUGAGUAGAAUGCCUUUACAUUACAUUGGAUCAGCUAGGUGUACUUUCUUCCCCUAUAAGCAAAACAGUAAAUCAUGUAACUAUACAACAAUGAAGUAGUGAAAUAUUUAUAUAUCAUUGGUUUGUCCACUUACAUUUGGUAUGAUGGUAAACUAUGCAGGUCUAUCCCAGUGUGUCAGACAAUCGGCAAGCAGCUCUCCCACCUGGUUCUUUUCUAACAUGUUCUUCUGAUGAUACUGUCAGGGUCUGGAAUAUUGAAGAAGGUGAGAAUCUUGUUUUCUAGGUACAAUUGCUAUGGCUGAAGUUAUCUCUAGCUGCUACCAGAUCCAUACAGGCAUUUCUGGUCUUUACCACAAAUUAUUACAACUGAUUGUGAUGGAACAAGUUGGAAUAAUACUAUUCUUUGAAUCUGAAUACACCCUGAAACAGAAGUCAAUCCUCUUUGGAGUUCUCUAUUUCUUCCGUUCACUAACUCCUGUUAAGAAGAGUACUUAAGUUAAAAAGAAGUGAAUAAUUUUUUUCAUGCUUUGUGUUCUUGUAAAUGUAUGCACUUCUGUAAUAUUUCUUUUUUAGGAACAAGCACGUUAUUUGAAAGAAAUGUGUACAGCAAGGUACGUCGCAUUACGUUACAUUUUUCCCCUUGUUUUACCCACAGAAUCUAUUUUCCAAUAAGUUCAAUAACCAGAAUCUUAAACCAUUGACAUUGACUCUAAUAAUGACUCCUGCACAGGCUUUAAUUAAAACAUCAGUCACUGUCACUAACAGUCUUAUUCUUGACUAUACACUCAACUUACUUAUGACACUUUUCCUGUGAUCAAAUUAUUUAUUAAUAGUAACUACAAAAAUUAACUACAAAGAUUCAAACAAUCUUUUUGUUUCUUACAAUGUAUGUUGCAGGAGAUGAUGAAGAUCUUAUACACAGGAGAUACAGUUGACAAUCUCAAGGAUACUGAUGUCAGUCCAGGUUUGUGGGGAGCAAUACCUGUUAACGACUGCACAGAAAUCCUUACUUUAUUUUUAUUUCUAUUUUACUAUCAUUUUGCCAUUUAAGUUAAUUAUAUACAUGAAAUUUAAAAAAAAAACAAGAUGAGGCAAGGGAGCUCAAGGAAGCCAAUAGGCCAAUAAAAAGGACCACCUUCAAAAUACAUGUUUAUUACACAAUUAAUAAAUAAAAUACUGGCAUCGGCGAGACAAUUAGACUAAGCAGAUACAAUUUCUUUACAACAUGGAAAAUAAUCAUUAUAUAGGAUAAAAAUAGAUAAGGCUGAAUGUGCAAGUGCAAAAACGAAAAAGAAAAAGUGAGAAAAAAUAUUGCAAGAAUAUACGAGAAAUUUAAAGCGAAAGAAGCGAAAAACUACACACAAGCAUUAAGAGAAGUAAAGUGCUCUUAUACCAAGAAAAAUGACUUUAGUUAGAAGUGAACACUGGGUAUGUAUGCUAUUAGUAGGAAGGGAAAUUGAAGAGGUAGGAAAGUCUUUAAUGUUCAGUUACUUGUGUUUAUUUUGAAAGAAUACGCUGUAUUCAUAGUCGGUGCCAUUUUAUUUAUCAUUUAUAACUUUUAUUUAUAUUUUUGUAAACAUAUUUCUUUGAUUUUUCUCGUAGCAAUCAAGAAUAUGAGAGAUUCUACCAGUGAGUAUCGUAACAGUGGAGUAAGAUGUCUGCGAAUCAGUCCUGAUGGUCAAACACUUGCUACUGGCGAUAGAUCGGGCAAUGUCAGGUUUGUUGUCUCUAGUUGGUCACGGUGGCAUUGAUUGAUUAACAGAUUUUUAAAUACUUGAACUCGGAUAGUCUACUAACAGAUGUUGUUCAAUUAGGUUUCUAUCCCAUGUGAAAUUCUCUCUUUAUUUCACUGGCAAAUUCAAGAGAAAAAGAGUUAAUAAGCUGUUUCGCGGGUUUUUGGGUCUUUAGUCUCGGUACCUACAGCCGGUUUUAGCCGGGAGUUUCGAGGGUGGAAAAUCUAAGAAUUUAAGUCCUAUUUUUGCAGGUAAGGGGCAUAAAGAAAAAUUAAAGGGCUUACGAAAUAUGAAUUAUUUGACUUAUGAGCUAAUUUUUUUCUUUGUAAUUUCUUGUUAACAGGGUUUACGACUUGAUGUUCUGUGAUGAAAUUGCGAAGAUCGAGGCUCAUGAAUCUGAAGUGUUGUGUGUAGAAUUUACUCCUACUGAAAGUGGUAAUGAUAUGAAGAAAUUCAGCAAAUAUCGCGAGGCCACCACUAGUUUCCCCGCGAAAUGGCGUCAGAGGCAUGAGCGCAAAAAAUUCCAUGCUAAUGACGUGUCAGUACGCAGAUCUGGGUAGUGCUUCUGACUGGUUUACGCAAAUUUCCCGGCAUGAACAAUGAGGAACUCUACCCUGAUUUGGGUAAUGACACGUCAUCAGUAUGGAAUUUCUACUCUCGUUCCUCAGACUUCAAUUCGCGGGGAAGACGUUAGCCUGCGAAAACAGCCGUUUCUCCUCGCUCCUUGCCGCUGGGGACGUUUCCAGCGGCGAAGAGCGAGGAGAAACGACUGUUUUCGCAGGCUAGGAAAACGUCAGCUGUUUUUCAGGCUGCCCUGUAAACUGCAAAUUACGGUCAGCGCCUUCGUGCCAAACUCGCGGAUAACGGUGAAGUGCCCGAAGAAAAAUAUAACCAAGUGAAGGAGAAAACUCCCGGAGAAAACUUGAAUCUUUUAGAGGAAUGCUUUAAGAUUGAGAAAUACGCAGCAUCACUCACUUUUUUCCCUCCGCUUUUUUCUUGGGGGGGGGGGUGGGGGGUUAAGGGGGAAUUUGAAAUUGGAUAAGUGAAACUUAAUUCGGAUUCCCACUUUAAACUCAACUUACGUACCCUUGGCAAUCUUUUCUCUUCACUUGUAGGUCAUAAAUUGCUGGCCUCUGCUGGACGUGAUCGACUUAUUCACGUCUUCGAUGUACAAAAUAACUUCAGUUUUGUUCAGACUUUAGAUGAUCAUUCAGCUUCCAUCACCUCCAUCAAAUUCAACAGUAAGUUAAGUAGUAGUGGUAGUGAUUACGUUUAUCCUCACGCAAAGUGGAACCCUAGCCUCUCAUUCAAGGAGGACAGACGGCAAAUUGUUGUUGCUCGGAAUAUCUAAAAGUCGUAAUUGAUAUCAUGUGUGGUUAAUUUUCCUGAAGGGAGAGGGACAUCAGUACGUAGUUGGUUGAUUUUCGUUGAAUUUCACUUGUUUCUUAACUUUCCCUUAAGGCAGAAAUCUAAUAAUAAUAAUAAUGACUUUUUUUACAGUAUUUCCACUGAAAGGUGGCUCUUCAUCUGUAAAAAAUAAUAACAAUAAAAAUAUUAAUUAUCCUGUGAGCCGAUCAGCACAUAAACUGGUUAAUGGUUAGUGGACAUUCUAUGGGCUUAGACAGGUUCCUUUGUGAUGCAGACGAACAUUACUUUCAAGAUUCUAAAAUUAGAGCUGGACUGGACCCUUUCAUUAAACCAAAUAAAAUGAUUCCCCAAUAUAACGAACUGCCAAAGAAUAGAGAAAAUGUAUUCGUUAUAACUGGGAUACGCUAAAUCGGGGUCUUGUUCCAUCGGUUUAGUGGGAUCUUUGUUUCUAUGAGGAGGGUUUUUUUCCUUUUUACCUGAGUUCCAUUGUAUCACGCAGGUCUGAUGCCAACUUUUUCGUUUCAGUGUCUGAAUCUGAAGAACUUCAGCUGUUGAGCUGUGGAGCUGACAAAAGUAUCAUAUUUAGAACCGCUCAACAGGUAUCUUAAAUAUUCAAUUGCUUAUAACUUGUAAUGUUUCCGCAGGCGUUGGUGAACCCCUAAUUUCUCCCUCCUUCUCUUUCGAACCCCCCUCCUUUCCAAGGUAAAAAUUCAUAGGAGAGACUAUCAUAUUACUCAGACCUCAAUAGAAGGAGUUCUUGGAGCUUCCCCUUGAGUAAGAAAUUAUAGGAGGCACCGGACUGGAUUGUAACACGGCUUGGUCUAUUGCUUUUUUCCAGGCGUUCAGAUGGUGGAGUGCGGCGAGAAGUCAGAGAGCGGGAAACUGAAAGAGAAGUGUCACUUCUCUCUCACCCCUCCCCCUCUUCCUCUGUUUUUUGCCUGCUCACAUCUCUUCGCGCGGCCCCCAAGAUCUGAACACCUGGAACAGCCGGCCGGCUACUUGGUCCAACACAUAUCUAAUGCUCAACAAUAAACGUCGUCCCUAUUGCGUGGACAAGCGCUCUCUUUUGACUUAAUUUAACAGUUUCUUCUUUAUCUUUGUAGAAUCCAGAGCUGCAGUUUGUUAGAACCACGAAUCAUGUUGGUAAAACUACAUUUUAUGACAUGGACAUAGACGUGUCAAGGUGAGGUCAUGUCCUUUAUUUUCCUCUGCAACAGUUAAAUACCAGAUGUUUCUCCUCUAUUGUAUUCUCAUACGUAAUUUCGAUCUGUUUUUUAAAAUUUGGUUUGAUCAUUUUUUUUCCCAGAAAACAUGCAGCUACUGCUUGUCAAGACCGAAACGUCAGGUAUGAGUUAAACAUUGAAUUGAAAAUAAUAAUAUGGAGACUGAGUGGUCAUCAUAGGAACAGAGUGUUACGUUCAGUGAAAAUAAAACUGAGAGAAAUGUAAGCAAAGUUUUUCCAUUUUGCGCAUGACACCGUGGCGUCUCUAACGGCUUAGUAAAAUUCAGAUUGUUGGUGUGUUUAGCAGAACCCGAUGAAAAAACCAAUCAGUCAGCCGUUGUAGGCCCUAGGAAUCCCGGCGAUCUGAUUAUCAUGAGGUCGUGAGUGAGGGAGUAAGAAACGGAAUACUGUAGAGCGUUUCCACCGAUGGCGUCACGUCGGCCAUAUUGGUGUUUCAAAAGAAUGAGACGGCGGCCAUGUUGGUGUUCCAAACCAAGCCGGAGGGGCCGGGGUUGAUCCUCUUUUCGAAAUUUUUGCGGGUUCUAAUUUUUGCGAUUUUUCCAGCUAUCCGUUAUUGCAAAUAAAAAUUAACUCAAACAUUUUUCCGCAAAAAUUUACUCCAGAGUAACAUUUUCUAACUUAAAUUCGCUACACAAAAAUUCAGUACUAAGAAAUCGUGUCUGUUCAAUUACAACUUGUCUCUUUCAUUCAGAAACAGCGUAGACGCUUUUACAAAUACGACUUCGGCCUGCGAUACCGUUGCUGGUUGAAAGAGAUCGCAUACUCGGUGAUGCUAUUUAGGAGGAAGCGUGGCCGAGCAGUUAGAGAGCUGGACUUGUAAUCCGGAGAUCCCUCCCUGACCGCUAGCGGGAUUUGUUCUCGGUAGCCCUGUGUUCAAAUCCUUAGCCACGCUUGUAAAAUAGCCAACUGGUUCGUCUCCUACCAGUUGGGAUUCUUAAACUUGUUCAAUUUGAAUUAUUGGUUUCAUGAUUUUUCCUGAAAAGCCCCGUAAGCGGAGAAUAUAGCUAAGUAUUUUAUUUAAUUUUUAAGUCAGACAAGCAUAUGGAUAUCUUCCAUGCAUAUUCUCUCUUCUAUAAAGAAGGACUUACCAAAAUAAAAUUCAUCCAUUCGUGCUUGCUCCUGAUUAUGAGUUGUUGUUCCCUUUUUUGCAGAGUUUAUGAUGUUAGCAGUGGUAAACAAACAAGAAUCUAUAAAGGAACUCCAGGAGAUGACGGAACUCUCGUUAGAGUAUGUUUCCUUCAUCACUAUCAUUUCUUUGCUAAGCUUUAAACAAUUUCCUGGCAGGUGCCGGUCAAGUUUUCCGGUUAAACCGAUUUUCGCUCGGACACAACCCGUCUUUGGCCGGACAAGUAUACGUUAAUUACGUCAUACCUUCAUUAAGGAACCAGCCCCCCUAAUCCUACACCCCCCAAAGCUUUCUUUUUUGUACAUGAACUUGAGUUAGACUCCAUUCCUGAAUAGUCCAGUCUGUUAAGAGUGGCAUCACUCUCUCCUUAAUGAAAGGUAAAAACAAAUCCGUAAAAAAAAAGAAAAAUUACUAUAAUCGACUGAGGUUUCAUGCUCUUUGUCUAAAUUGUUGUUUUGGAUCAUCGGCGUAUGGUACACGUACUUUAGAGAUGAUUUGUAUGUUUUUGGUUCCUCUAGAAUUAAUACGUUGUUUUUGUCGUUGUUAGAUAACUCUGGACAACUCUGGCACCUACGCAGCCUCGAGUUGUUCAGAUAAAACCGUCAGUAUCGCUGAAUUUGACUCCGGGGAAUGUGUGGCCAGUAUGUCUGGACAUUCUGGUGAGUUGUAGACUAGAUAGUGUUCGUUUUGGAAUAAAAUAUAAGGAUAUUAAGUGACCGACUUAUAACUAGCCAUUGUAGUAUUUGGGAAAAGUUCGGGGGCAUUGAGCAAAGUUCUAUACUGGGAGGCUCCAACCCUUUACCUUUAGAUUUUGACAAAAAAGGCAUUCGUAUACCUAUUAUUGACUGAUAGUACCCUUUCACAUGACCAGUUAAGAACGCUUCAUCCCUUUUAACUGCUGAAAAUGCAGCUAAAUGAAUAAAUAAGACAACCAGAAAGAUUUUUUACUUUUGCGGAGCCACAAAAUGCUUCUGUUAGUCGGUUUAGGUCCUUUAACAGACCGAGGUGACAGAUUUCCCUUCCCUUUAAUAUACUUCAACUAGUGAAAUCCCUGCCCAGACUAUUAUAGAGAGUCCCCCCGCCCCCUGCCGGGGGAAGUGAAAUUAGAAUCUGUUUGUGUGGAAGGUAAGGAGAGGAUAACCACUUGACUAUGAACGUAGCUUGGAUAAAUUUUCACAGACCCCUUUUUCCGUGGGAUUGCUUACCGAGAUCGAUCACAGCCUCUAUUCUUACAUCCGCCCGAACCAAGUAAGCUAAGCCUGUUUGAAACAAAGGAGUAUGAGGCUUUACCUAAUACUUGACCAUUAAACUGUUUUUAGAGGUUGUCACUGGAAUCAAGUUCUCUGUUGACUGCAAGAAUCUCAUUUCUGUUGGAGGAGACGGGUGAGUUUUUCAACUUUGCGCCAACCUGUAUAAAAAUUUUGCAAUACUUGUACUUUGCGUCUGCACCGGAAACAUUAAUGAAAGCAACAACAUAUGACCUGAGAAUGAUUUUUUGUUCAGAUACUCAGCGACACAGUGCGACUAAAAAACCGGAGUUUUCCCAACAUGAAUCGAACCAACUAUUUUCUCGUUACUGCUGGAGAUGCUGUACUAUUAAGCUACGGGAAACUCGUCCAGGGCUUCUGGAGUAGUAUCUUAAAGGUCGUAGGUUCGACUUCGUUGGCAGAAUUCGGAUUGUUUUUUUGCCAAGUUGCCUGUCUUUUGACUAAAAAAAUAUCAUUCUCAUAAAUUCACCAGACUAAAAAUAUCGAUAUCGACAAGAGACCUCCACAGAAAGUGUUAUUUCAAUUCUUGUUUCAGUUUUUGCGGUAUCGGGACUGAACUAUCAGUACUGUUUUAUUGUUUACAAAAUAUAUAAAGACGUUUGCAUUGACCGCUUUAUUUGAUUUCUUUCUUCCUUGCAGUUGCAUCUUCGUAUGGAAUAUCCCCUCAACUUACACACAGGUAACACGUUAAAUAUUAUCUGGACGAAAUGUCUCAUUUCGAUGCUUUCUAGAAUUAACGUCUGACCAACGCCCCAAUUACAUGUAUGUAUACAUUAGUCAAAUCCAGGUGAUGUUCACCGCUGAAUCCAGGAUAGUGCCCUACAAUGAAGGAGCUGUAUAUAUAUUUUCAUCUUUUUAAAAAUCUUUUCUUUCCUACUUGUCUCUAAAAAAUGCGUGGUCACCACACAACAAUUUUUGCCUGCUUUAUAGAUCUCUAUUCUUUUUUUUCUUUCUUUUCUUUUCACCAGAAUAUGGUUGAAAAACUUCACGCUCUUGGACAUGAACCGGCGAUUAAGACCCAAUUGGGAACUCCACUCAGGUAAAAAGUCCUGACGUUUUUACGAGUUUUUUGCAGUUCUAUUUUUCCUCGUUUAUCCGUCGAGUAAUGUACCCCAGCAAGCACGAUCGCAAAAGAUACAGGUACACGUUAAAAUGUUUCAACACAGUCAAACGUCUGAGUACAGUGAGGCGGAUUUUUUCUCUAUGGUUUGAGAUUUCAUUUGCCAUAAAAUGGCAACACUUGCCAGAGAGGGUUUGAACUGACAGGACAUGAAAUAAAGCCCCGAACGACGGACAAUGUCCGGUCAAAAACAGGUGUUGUCUGGUCACAUCCAUGAAUGGUCGGUCACGUUUUAUGCAGUCUGUUGGCACGGGGCAGAGAAAAAAGGGUAAUUGUUACAGUGAUCAUGUUGCUAAUAAUUUGAGGGUUUUUUAACAAAGUGUUUUUCAUAUUAAAAACAGGCGGGACACGUACCAAAUAUCGCACCCUACCAUUCCUGAAGAGAGCGAGUUUUCGCCUGCAGGACCUUCGGCAUUCACGCGACCAUUUAGAGGUAGGCCAACUGAACAGUAAUCGGUAGCUUUAUAAUGCCUUGCUCAAAAUGAGCAGAAUGUUGAAUUGGAAAGAUCACUGAAACGUUCCCGCCUAAAAGAAAUCAGUUCAAGAAUUUUGUUUGCCUUUUCCCCGUUUCAAUUUAACCAAAGUUUUCUUGUCUAGGAACAUGUUGAUGAAAUAUAUAAUAUAUGAACAUUUCAUAUAAUUAUUUGAACCGUGGGAGGAAUAAGUAAAUGCAAAGGAGAUCAUCGCAGUUAAAGACGCAACUUAUGCAGUUGCGAAAAGAAAGCCUUAAAAAUUCAGACUUGCCGAUAUUCAAACAUGUUACUGAAGCUUAUGACGUACUGUUGAACCUCUUCUCCGUGAUUCAGUGAUGAUAAAAAUAGCCUGUGUACAGCUGCCCCCUUCCCUCAGAAAAAAAUCAGAGAAGGGGCCCCUUCGCCGAUUUUUUCUGAGGGGAGGGGGUCGGCUGUAUCCAGGCGAGAUAAAAAAAGCUUUCAUUAUUGCUUUUGUUUUAUACUCAAAACAAUCUAUAGGAAGGUCGACGCAAUCGUAAUUUUAUCCGGCCUUCGGGUAAAUGGGACGAAAGUUAAUAAAGUAGAAGCCCCGCCCAGUCUGAUCUGGAAGUUGAAUUUUAGUGCAGAUGGAAAGUUGAAAAAAUAAAAAAAGGUGACAAAUUAAUGCCGGUGAAUGCAGUAGAUACUAAAUAAAUCGGCAAAUCACUUUGCGUUGAAGUUUUGAUGGUGUUACAAAAAAAAUCAGUAGAGUGUCGAUGUCUUGAAAGUCCUUCUCUGUUUGUCACUUGUUUUCCCGUCUUGAUAUCUUCGUUGUCAUUUUAGAACCCAGUCCACCAGUUAAAGAUUACCGCUUCAGUGUUGGCCAGCUGCCUUCGUGGGCACAAAAGCAGGUAGGUUAAUUUAAAACCGUGCUCUUCUGCGGUGCUUGCGCCUGUUACUCGUGAUGCUUGCGUGCUCGUUUUUAUUACCCAAAUCAGCCCAACUCUUAAGCCCAACUCACUCGCUAGGUUUCGUACCAGGCCCUUGGAAGUAAUGAGCGCUCGAGGGAGACACGCGCGCCCCGUUCUUUCGGCGGGUGCCAGCUCCAAAAAUUAAAAUUGAAGAAAAACCCAAAAGAGUAACAAGUAAUAAAAUGAGAAAGUAUUGCUGAUGAAGAGGUUUUUUGUUUUGAGUUGAUGGAAGGUAGAAUUACUUUGCAUAUCUAUGACGUGUGGAAGUGACUUGACUCAAUAUAAUGCUAGUAGUAUCUGCUCCGCCGGGGAUUCUUAUGAAGUCGUUUUCUUUGUUUACUUAAUUAGCUCGUUGCUGAAGGAAGUGAAAAUGUAACCGUGUCUCCGGAACAGGACAACGGCCAACAGACAGCUCAACCCGGAGGGCGCUGGGCACAGGUGAGUGUUAGAAACAACAUGGAUUUACAUACAAUGCAACCUAACAAUUGCAUGCAUUACAUUCUCUCCAAAAAGUAGAUGUGCCCGGACUUCUACUCGUAAAAGACCUCCCGCAGUUCAACUCUCGUAAACGACUACCUCCCUUAAGCGACCACUAACUCUUUCACUAACUGGAAGUUCGAAUGUCGUGCCUUUUUUGCAAUUGUAGAAAUUUUCGCGCGAGGGCGAUAGUUUCUGAUGUAAUGUAAACUUGCCUACAAGUCGAGCUCAUAGUCUUUCUAGAGCGCGAAGCGUGAGCGGUAGAUUUCUUUUGUUUUCUGCGGCAAGAGAGAGCUGGGGCCAACUACCGGAACCGGAAAUGAGAAGCGAAGGACUUUGAGAAAGUCUAGAUGUAAUGGUAUAGGCAGGGAAAUGGCGCAAAAAUGAGGCAUCUCUUUCUUCCGCCGUCAUAGUGGUGUGAUUUUCCAAGAAACACGAAUCGGACAUAAAUUCUUCUGAGGUCACUAUGUAACUUGUGAUACAUUUCUGCAGUUAAUGAAAUUGAAAUUUUCUUUUACUUUUUUAGCGAAUUCAAAAUGGCGGAAUUCAUGUAGCGGGAGAAAACGGUACAUUACAACCGAUUAAAUUUCCACUUGAUCCAGCAGGUGAGGAUCGCAGAAUUAGUUAAUUCAUGUAUUUUAUUUGAGAAUAUUUUUAGACUUGGCUAGGGGGAAGUUACUUUCACGUGCAGGGCCCAGUCGUUCGAAAGGCGGAUGAUGCUAUGCACUGGGUAAGUCUCUAUCUACUGGAUAACGCAAUUGGGUAGUGAUUUAUCCAGUGGAUAGAGCUAUCCAACGUUUAAACAAUCGGGACCAGGAAAAUAUGCCCUGGUUGGGCCCGGUUGUUCGAAGGCCGAUUAGCGCUUAACCCGGGGUUAAAUUUAACCCGGGUUUCUUUUUCUUGUGUUCAAAAGCAUUUUCUCGGUUAAUUUUGUCUGUUAUUUUUAGAGCUUCCAAUCAUCAACUUGUAGACAAAAAGAAUUAAAACUGAAAUGCUUUUUAAGCUUUCAAAUAUGAAUUCAAAUCUCGCACUAACCCUGGGUUAUCUUAACCCAGCUUUGAACAACUCGGCCCUGGUGAGUAACCAGGAAAAAUCAGACCAGUAAUUGGUAAUUGUUUUUUUUAAGGUUGAGCCGGAGACAGGGUUGAAUUUCAGUGUGAGACUCUUUUAGUGACGCUUUACUCUUUCAUUGGUUCUUACUAAGUCGCACAGGAAACCGUUUUAACUGUUUUGACUUGUUUUUUUUUAAUUUUUUCUUUCAACAGACCGUAAACGAUACACGAUAGAACCAAUUUCUCUUCAAGAGCAAAUGAGAGCUCUGGCGAAUAGCGUAUGUAACUUGAAUUUAAUUUAACCCUCCCUGAAAACUCCCAGAAGUGAUUGUCAUGUAUCGUCUCCUUACAUCAGCCAGAGGGUUUUGUCUUUAUAGUGACCCAAAUUCUCUUAACUAAUGACCAAGGAAACGUAUAGCAGCGGGAAAGGAGAAUUUCUAAUCAGAUCGUGGAAGUGAAAGGGUUAGACCCAUGAGAGAACUUUGCUUCAUUUAUUCUCGAAAGCGGUUUCCCAUGACAAGUUUUCCAGUGGUGCAAAGGUCAGUUUAACAGAUCAGGAGACAAGGAAAAAGACAACACAAGACCGAAUUUCGAGUUCAUUUUUUUUUUGCUGGUUAGCGCACUCGACAGUGGUGUUGGCAUAUCCAUUUCAAAAUGAAAUGAAGAUUAAAUAAAUCCGCGGACCGAGUUUUUUCGGGUUCAAUGCCGGGAUCUAUUUUCAUGUUGUUUACUAGUGUUGUUUGUUUUCAUAUGGAGUUUGCGGAGUAAUAUAGUGUGCUAUGUCCUUUCCUCUUGACCUAUCGGAAGCUCUUGUUGCAGGCUACGCGCCAUAUCACUCAAUUUUGCGCGCGAAAAAAGUUUCUUUUGGCCCAAUCGUUAUAUUUAACGCCAUAGUCUGUUUGCUUGUCCUUAACGUUCUCUUCUUUCUCUCUUCGCAGCCUCUCGAGAGACGUUGUUCCCUUACAAAAGGGGUAAGCUAUUUUCUGUUAAUUCUCUCUUGUCCCUUGCAAUGAAACCUGGCAAGCUUAUCAAAAUCAAUUUUUUUCUGCACAUUCAAAACAGGGAAUUUCUUUAACAUGUAAAACCUUUGACUGAAGGGGCUUCGCGCUCGCGUGUAACGAGGGCCAACAACUUUUUGUCGAAAUUAGCAUCACGCAUGGAGCGUAGGUGCAUAGCACAUCGAGGCAGAAAUACGAGUUGGCUAUAUUUUUAUAUAUCUGUUAGUGACGUUAUCUACUUUUUCCUUUGUUUGUGCGGCCGUUUUGGCGAUCAAGAUGAUUGUUUCUGUCGGCUCAGUGUGCCAGGGUACGAAACUACCGAACGAGGGGCCAACAAUUUUUGUUUAAAUUAGCAUCACAAGCUGCAAUUCUUGCAACGUUGGUGAGACGAAAUUUUCACACAAUUGAAUUGAAAAUUUGGUUACUGAUUUUGUGAGUGGAAGGUUUAAACUAAAAAAAAUAUCGUGCGUAAAUUAUGUGUGAAUAUAUCUCUUAAUAGGAAGAUGAUGAUCUGUUCCCGGCCGAUGGCAGAGCUGCUUUGGAAGAGCUGACAGAAGAUGACAUGGAAAAUGAGGUAUAUAAUAUUUCAUGAGGGAGCACGAAACAUAAUAUUUACUGGUUAUGGUAAUUUUUGUAGGCAUGGCUUUAAAACUUGAAAAAGGUGGCCCAACGUUUUGAGUUUCGAUCCAUGUCCAUCCUACCCUGGGUACAAGAGUUUUUUUUCCGCGCGUGCGGGUGGAUGCUUCGGUGUCGGUAGCAGGCCGACAGUUGACCGAAACCGGAAACCGCGCAUGAAAAGUCUGUGGCACCCAGGGUAUGUCCAUCCUUACCAUCCGUAGCAAAAGACGACAGGAAACAGUUUCAAUUCCUAAAUCUAGUCUUAAAUAACAAAACUAGACUAGACGCGAAGACAGAUUGGAUUGUUAUACGUUUCUGGGAAACUGCCCACCUACCCCUCCCCUAAGCCAACAUUAACGCUUCCUUCUCACUUAGGGCAAAAUGUUGGCUUAGGGGAGGGGUAGGUGGGCAGUUUCCCAGAAUUUUAGCUUUUCAGAAAGAUAGCAAAUAGCGUGAUAUAGUCCCUUUAAGAGGUAAAACUUUCGCCUUGCAGGGUGAUAGUGAGGCGCCUUCUGGAGUCACCGUGACACGUGGCAGCGACGUCGCCAAUUAUCCUCCUCGAAGGAGCAGUGUACUGACCUCUGAAUCAGGAGAACUGAAGUUUGAGGAGGCAGAGGAACUUAAAGAGGGAGAAGUCAAGGAAGUAAUCAUCUACCUUCCACCAAGUCAGGAUGACUUUGACAGUGAAGUCGCCAGGUCAGACAAACAUUCCCAAUAUACCCCCCACGGGAUCCUUGAUCAUUCUCGACCCCAGUGCCUCUUGAGUCGUGAGGACCGAAGCCUCUCCGACCUUGAUCGCUCUGCUUGUGGUACUGGGGCAACGUCCUUCUCGAUGGGCCACAUGCCCUCUAUACCGCCACAACAAAGGAGGUCGACCUGUCAUACUAUUGGUGAAAGCGCAUCGAUACUCCCUUUUGGGGUAAUGUCGAAAGCUCCCCUUGUGCAAAGUCAAUCCCACUGUUGUAAUGUCUCUAUAACUGUAAGUUCUUCCUCACAUGUCAAAAACGAUUCCCCCGCGGAUCUUUGCAGAGUUUCUCCCAACCCUGAACAUCCUAAGCUUUCAACAUUCUAUCAAACAAAUGAAGUGAUUUCAGGUUUAAGUAGUAAAUCUCAUUUCAGUGAAGUUACAAAGCCUAAAACUAAAACGUUCGUGAACUCACCGUUACACUCUAAAGACAAUAAACGAUGUCUGCAAUUAAAUCCUUUUUCUGGAAACGUUAGUAACUGUAAACUAAACCUUGUAAAUGUUGAAAGUAGUAAAAACUCCUUUUCAGCUGAAAAUGAUUUUAUAGAAAUUUCUCUUAAAGAUGAUACGGUCAGUCCCACACUAUUAAAGUUUAACUUAAAAGAGAAACAUGCUUUCCUUACAGGAAUAAUAAACAAGAGGAAAGCGUUCUGCUUUAUUGUAAUGCUUACCGUUGCUUUACUCGGAUAUUACAACUUCGUAUGGAUCCAGUAAUUUGUUGGGAGAUAUCAGAUAAAUGAUUUUUAUAAAAGUAAUCACCGAAUGAUAAAUUGCUCCUCGUAUUUUGAAUAUGGUUCUGCCUUCCUUUUGCUGGCUAAAUUUGUCAUUAACUCCGAGAUUUCAAAUUUUUAGGUUGUUCCAAAGAUCUCAGCCACACAAAAAUACAAGUUUAUGGUCGUUAACAGUCGCCAUUACACUACGCGAAGCUUGUUCUUCUGGCUUAAUUGUAUGUACGCGAUUUGCUAAAACUGCUUUCUUUUUUCCAACCAAUCAGAAGCAACAACCAAAUCAAUUUCACCUUGUUGGCAGGCGUUUUCCCGCGCUGCUUCGGCCACAUGUAUUGUUGUGAGUUUUGAUUGGUUGGAUGGAAUGUCCGCGUCUGUUGUGCUUACGGCAUGAGCUGCAUUCUGAAAAUAGUAGGCAAAAAAGGCGAUUGCUUGAGUUCUCUGAAGAGUCUGUAAACAUAAAAUGCGGCAUUGAAACGAUGCAGUUUCCUUGCGCACUGUUUGCGUGGCUGAGAAAUUUGAAAAUAUUUUUUGACUUAAACUAAUUUUUAUUUUAUAUAAAGUAGUCUCAAUUUUAUAAGGUAAAUCUAAAUUAUUCAAACUUUAAAAACAGAUCGAGACAGAAUUUUGCUGUAAGCAUCUAAAACCGUUACUUUAAAAUUUAAAGUGUAUCUAAACCGAAUUCGUUCGUGAUUGAAUAAAUUUUGUAAACAUUUCUUUUUGUUGUUUUUCUUUUUCCCGCGUGUAAAACAGUGGCUUAAAAUUUUCCAUCUGCUAUAAAACUACUCAUUUGGCGCCCUUUGAAAACAUUUACGAGAGAAAACACUCAAGGUAAAAUAAAAUUUAGUCAUGCUUAUUAAACUUAAUAAUUUGCUAAAUAGAAGUUAAAAAUUUAACCGCUUAAAUAACUAGCUUGAUGAACAACAAGUACCUCGACGUCUGAAUUUUAAAAAAAAUAAUAAUAAAAUUUUAACUGAAUUAUUUCAUUACACAGUUGUAACACCAGCUCUAUCAGAGGCCACAGGAAAUAUAUAGAUAUUUUCAGGAAAUCACAAAAGUCUAAGUAAGUUAAUCCGAAAAACCAUGCGCCAUUCAACAUCGUGGACAUCACAAACCUGCUCUGAAUAACAACCAGCGCCCUUUACUUCAAAACGCUUUUUACCCAUAAUUUCUCAACAUUUACUAACAUUUCUUCCCUUCCUUAGAACAUCUAGUCACUUCGCUUUGUCGAGGUUAACAUUUCAAUAUAAUCAGCUAACACCAAUAUGUCUUCCUUUUCUGCUCUCUCUCGCUUGACCCAGUGCUCCACGGGUCCAAGAAGUCGUGGAACAUUACGAGGUCCUGCAACUAAAGCAUCACCCGUCUUGCCCAAAUAUCCCUCAACAAAUCAGCAACGGAGAUGCUUCGUUGCCGGAGGAUGACCUGGACAAACCGGUCGAUCCGGUUACUCCUCGUCGUAAAAACAGCCCUGGGACGCUUCAAAGAUAUCCGUCUUCGGAUUAUCUUCCGUCUAGAGUUGAAAAUUUCCUCAGGUAACCCAGUAAUUUAAACUUAAAGGUUUUCUAAAAUUGUUUUAUCUUAUAAAGUUUUUUUAUUCAGUCGCAAUUCAAAGUUUUCACGUUUGCUUAACCAAAGGUAACAGACAUUUUUCCUUUUUUAUUCAGGAAAACAAAUGUCUUUUUUGUAUAUUAUUAUUGCAAUUCUGUUCUUAAAGUAAAACUGUAUAAAGCGAAAAGUUCUAUAAUUAUCCUUUUACUGUAAUAUUAAGUUCAGUUCAAACCCGUUAAUUUACUGUUUAACGUAACACUCUUUGAAACCUAAUGUGCCCCUGUGAAACAGACGUUUUUUUCUGACAUCAAGUCUUAAUUAAAGAAUUUAAAAUAACUCAUAAAAAAAGUCCCCCUUUUUGUCAAAAAUAUUGGUAACCUUGUUAUGUCAUAGAUGAAGUUAAACUAAACAAUAAGUUAACCCUUGUGUUGUAGUUGUGGGUCAGUUUUAUAAAAGUAUGGGUAAGCUUGUCAUUUCUGGCACAAUUAACCCUAAUUUGUACAUUCGAGACAAGACCCUUCAAAUAACAGCUGCGUUUGCUAGACUAAUGAUAUCUGCAGUUGCUGCUACUUUUAAACCUUACAUAUUCACCUUACGUGUAGUUACGCCUCCUAAUAUACUCUCCAGAUUGGGACGUUUUAGGCGCAAAUGCGUCCAGUUGUUUUAGUGUAUCCUUAGUUACGCUAGAGCCAGUGUGAAUGGAUCCACUAAAACAACCAUACGUCCGCGCGUUUUAUAUCACAAUGAAAAGUGGUUAUGUAGUGUGUUAAUUCAAGCCAGUUAAAAGCAGUUCAUAUACCGCUAGCUAUAACUGAUAUUGGGCUCUCGGGAGGUAGAAAUGCGUCUAAUGGAUGGCGAAACCAAACCAAAACGCGUCUCUUAAAAUUGUUGCAUGCUUUAUGUGGCGUUGUUUUUGCCACCUGAAUGAGAGCCCUGUACGCGCUUUUACUUUUAAAUGUCAGUUUUGUGUUGUGGUAAGUUGUGGUCAAUCGACUGACAAGAAAUUGAGAGAAGGCGAGAAUCCCCAAGCCCAUGAGAUAACUAAAAUUUUCUCUUCUUUUUUUUGACCAAAGGACAUGAACCACUUUUGAAAAAAGUUCUAUUCCGUCAUUUUUUGUAAUUCAAACUCUUGACUCUGGAUUUGACUGAACAACAUUUGGAAACAUAAUAGCACAUGAAUCCCUUCUUUUCUUCCAUGGAUUGGGGUACACACAAAAUUGCUCGAACCUUACUAAGAUAGACACUUCUGCAUUCCUCUAGUGGUCGAGACUUGGAUGGACAAUUUCAUACAAAUGACUGUUUUGUUACCCCUAGCCCCACGUUGGUGUGCCUGUGUACAAGAAUUGAGGGAACAGUCUUUUGGCUAUAAGAACUGCGAGAUAUUAAGUAAUUCGCCCAGUCCCUGUACGGCGUCUUCCCAGGCCUUCUCGGUCAAGGCAUUUCGUUGACAUAUCAACCCGCUCGGACAACGUGACCCAAUACGCAUCGGGCGAGCGCAAUAAUGAUGCCUAGGGACUAGGCAAAUAAUAAAUAAUGGCAUAUUUACUAUACACGCUUCUCAUGUCAUGUCGCAUCUCGGUCACACACAGAGCGCUCAUCACCUCCGGUAAAGCCGAAAUACAUUUCAGUAGCAGUGUUUCCCAUUAUAUCGACUUACAUUUAUCCAACAUUCUGUGUUUCCGAAUGGACCGUUAUUUCUUUCUAAACUAUGCGAUCAUACUUGGGAACACUGUGUAAUUAUUUUUCCCAACUGAAAUAAUUUCCUUGUCUCACAAAAAAUGACUGCUUUGUUAUCAUAAUUGUCUGCUGACAUUGUAUUCUGUUCCAUCAGGGCUUUUCAACUUUCGGUUGCCCAACGUCCGAAGAGACUGUCUCUAACAGUAGAGGACUCAAAAGGAGAGGAACAAGAGGUAUUGACAUUGGCAUUGACACAUUAACAUUUAUAAGCACUGUGUGUUUUAGCGGGGUGGAGGGGAAGGGGGGCCUAUAGAGACUGGGAGAACUUAUUUGUGCGAAUGCCGAUUAGCGCUUACCCGUGGUCAAAUUUUAAUUCGGGUUUCUUUUUUUUUGUUCAAAAGCAUUUUCUUAUAUAAAAUAUCUAUUUUAGAGGGUUUAAUCAUCAAACUGUACGCAGACAAAAUGAAUUAAACUGAAUUUGCUUUUUAAGCUUUCAUAUCUGAAUUCAAAUCUUAACCUGCUUUCAACAACCUGGCCUUGACGGAAAAAGUGAAGCUCGGAAUUUUUAGGCCAAACUCACGAUUAGACUACGAGUAGUCUCCAGGGAUAGUAGAGCGAGCGAAAGGCGAGCGCGCGGGAGUACGUUUCGCUCGCUCUACUAUCCCUGAGGAAGAUGGGGACUACUCGUAGUCUAACUCACGAUCGGAGAGAACAAACAGAAUGUAGUAAUUUAUGAAGAGUUCAUUUUGUUUUUGUGUUAUAGGAGAACGAGAAUAUGAAAUCUGUGGAGAAAGAGAGAGCCACUCGUAAGUUUGGUCAUUAUUGUUGACGUUUCCUGUGGGGCUUCCGAUUACAGUUGAACCUCCAUUAAGCGGCCACUAGCAUGCGAAAACAUCCGUUUCUCCUCUCUCUUCGCCGCUAGGGACGUUUCCUCGCGAAACGUCCCCAGAGGCGAAGAGCGAGGAGAAACGGCUGUUUUCGCAGGCUAAGCGGCCACCGGCAACCCCCUAUUUAUCGGCCAGUAAUCAAAGUCCCGAAAUAAUUGUAGAAAAGAAUGGGAACUUAAACCUCUAUUAAGCGGCCAUCGGUUGAUACUUUAAGUUUGGCUUUAUUCCAAGAAUAUGAUGAAGGAAAAUACCGUCCGAGAAAGAAGACGACGACCGGGGACGUUUAGAGAUCUUACGAAACCGCGCGAAACGUCCAAAAUGACCAAAUUUUGAAUUGACUUGAGAACGGGAACGGCAAGGCGAUAAAUUUUACUAUCUCUCUUUGAACUGAAAUAAGACGCGGUUCCCUCUCUUCAGUUCCAACCUAACUUGCUUAGUACUUUCAUUUAACCGGUUGACUUGGUAUAAAGGCGACGCGAAGUCUAUUUUUCAGCGACGUUUUCAUUGUCGUCGCGUCGUGGGAUCGUAAGGUCCCUAUUACGUCUGCGACGAUGUCUAGCUGUUACACGGUCAUUCAUGAAUUCUAAGGUUUAUGUUUUUAUUGAAUAAAGCUUCCAGCGAAGAGGAUGAAGACGAGGUUACCAGCCCUUCGGAAGAGGUGAAGCCGUUUGGAGAAGACGAAAACAAACCCUCGGGAGAGGAGGGUGAGGAGGUAGUUGGACGAUACUUCGAAAGUCUUGGUACCAGCUCCCCAGGGGUAAAAACGGAAGAGGAAGCAACUGAACCCCCGCCUCUGGACACAGAGAAACUAAUGAGGACCAGAUUGAGUAUCUCGGCUAGAUUUCUGUCAAGAUCACACCAACCUGGACGGUAUGAAGUCAUUUCUUACCAUGUUUUAAAAGAGAUAUUUUUAUAUAAACAUUAAUGAAAAAAACCAGAUGAGCUGUAGCGCGAGAACAUGAUAUCUUCCUACGUGAAAAUAUGAAAAGAUCAAUGUUGCUAUGGUAACAUAAUAAAUCGUGCCUUUGGCCAGAAAAAAAUAAAUUGAAAAGGUCUGGUUUGUCAUUGGGGUCGAUAUGUAAAUAGACAGAACUUGCAUGCUCGCUUAGAGAGUUUCGUAUCUCCGCGCGGCCAUAUAGUAUCCUCUUUAUUUUAGCCAUAUAAUGGUAAAUCCUUUAUUUACCAUGCGUAUUCGGUCAAGAUGGCUGAAUUUUAACUUCGUUCUUUUUUGCGUCAUGGAAAAACGCAUAGAAGCAGAAAUUGACCAAUAAUAUUCAACCAUCCUGAUGUCACGAUUGAACAAUAACCUAUAUGUACUACUUUCUUGUAAUUUAUUGUAAAAGCUCUUGAAGCAAAUAUUCUCACACACUUUUCCUACACAUAGGCCUGGCUUGUUGGCAACAAAUACAGACGAAGAGAAAAACCACCACUUUGAUGAUGUAUGUAUUUCAUUUUGGAGUUGAGACUCUUCCUUCUUUGACUCUUUUGCUUUGUUUUGUAAGAAUUUUAUUUUGGCUUGCAGGGUAUUUCAGUUUAAGCUCACUUUGUCUAACCUCGCCAUUUAAUUCCACCUCUUUGUUUCAGUCGAAACAAGAUUUUCAAAGACGCAAGGAGGAGAUGGCGCUUGCUGUAGAAGCCACUCGCAAGCGACUGGAAGCUGUAAGUACUUUAACUUUCUUACAGAACGUAGGUAAAGGAAGGAAAAACUGUCGCAUAAAACCCCGAGACAUGAAAAUAGAGCGGUAUUUAUUAGCGAAAAUCAAACUGAACGCGAUUGAAGAGAAAUCUGUUUCCUACUAUGACUUCAUAACGCUGCUUACAUACGUACUUUAUUGUAACUCCCUAAGGCCCCGUUCAAACGUAUCCGGAUAUUUUUGAAUCCGUAACGUUUUCUUUGCGGAUUCAAAAAUUUUCUCCUCCACAUGUAGUGUAUUCAAAUCGAAUUUGCCCGUCUACACGUAUCCGGAUUCACUCUCAUUUCGUCGGCUAAUUUGUAAAGCAAUGUUCGGCUCAUGCCAAUUUGUUUUCGUCAUUCUCCAAUAACUGUUUCGCUGACAAAAUUGUCCCACUUAGUAUUAGUUCGCUCGAUUAAUUGAGCAAUUAAUGAAUGAGGCUUAGUAGGAUAUGAAGAAUUGAGCAGAUCGAGGAGAGUGUUAGGCCUCGGUGGAUAACGCCCUCCGAGAUCUGAUUAAUUCUUCAUAUCCUACGAUAGCCGAAUUCAUUAAUUGCUUUAUUAUUCAUUCAAAAUAAUUCCCAGUUUAAAAACGUAGCUAAAACAUGCUUACCUGCAUCGAUGUUAAGUUCAUCUUCCAUAGUGUACGUUUAGGUUUGUCCAUAUUUGGAAUGAAUAAUAACAAGGUUUAUGGCGUCUAAUUCGUCCGUCCUUCAUGGAAAGAAGCCUCAGAAUGCCCGCACGGUUUGGAAUAAUUGAAGUGUACGGUAAUCAUAACUAAGUUUAACUGCACUCACGUUUAAGACUUGAAACUGAAGUCCAAGAAGUAAAGAAACGGAAUUGCACUCGGCACCAUCUUGAAUAAUCACGGUAGCGAACUCGGUUCGAUCUUGUUACGUCACCGGAUAACAAAAAUAUCCGGAUUUAGCGUCCACACGAUGACCUAAAAGGGCUUUUUAGUUACAAGACAAAUAAGCAAAUAAAUUUAAAUAAAUUUAAAAAGGAGGAAAUAACAGUAAUAUUGAAAAAAUUAUUACAAAAUCAAAGUAAUGCAUCGGAUAGGAUUGGCUCACUGGUGAUUUGCAGAUUUACUGUCUGUGAGAAAAUUAGUGUGGCGCGUAAAGGGAGCAUCAUAAAAAGCGCCAACAGAUUACGAUGUUUAGUAACCUUUAGUGAAACGUAAGGUUGGAUAGUAAAAUAGAUAAAUGUUAUUUUACAGCUGGGAUGGAAAGCAAAGGAAGAUAUCCUGAAGAAAAUGCCGACAAGUGCAGUUAGCACAUCGAGCGUGAUCUCCAGCACAGCAAGCGUCACAUCAACAGCAGCACAUCUGACCACCGUAUCAACUACUCCUACUACUGCCGCUGGUACUGUCACUAGUGUUGGUACAGCAGCCGCGAAUACACCAGUUUCUAGCUUAACGGACUCAAGCAGCAAGCCAUCAGUCAUUACAAACUUGCUGGAGGUAUUGGAUAUUACAUUUAUAGUUUGUUUUGUGAGGUGCUUUAAGGGACUUGUCAGAAAUUAGCAGGGGGGGGGGGAGGGGGGGUGGGAAUUUGAAAUUUGGGUUUGGAAAUGAGGUGACCCAUCCCUGCAAUGGGAGUGAAAUUUGCUAACCCUCCCCUUGAGCGUGGCCUAAAAUAUCAUGACCCUCCCCCUCUUGUAUAAAUGAUAAAAUCUAGUUCUUGCAGUCUCUAUUAUGAAAACUCAAAAUAUAUUUCUAAAUAAAUCUGUUCUUUGUGAUGCUAUAUACAUACAUUUUAGAUGACAGCAUUAAGAAUCCGACUCUGAUUCUGACAGCGGAUCACUUGACUCUCCUAUUUCUCCCAGGUUUUUACCAAAUACAGAACUUCCUUUUUCUUCUGUGGGUGAACCUCAAAAUGAUCACGAGCAUAUAUUUGCAUGACCCUCCCCCUUUUAACAGCCCAUUUUUCAUGACCCCUCCCUUUUCUGAGUCUCAAAAAGUUGUGACCCUCCCUCUGUUUCCACCCCCCCUCCCCCCUGCUAAUUUCUGACAAGUGCCUAAGUAGGAAUCGAGAGUAAUUUCGCGUUUGUUGUCAUUGGCUCAGAAAACUCGCGCCACUUUUUCAGCCAAUCAAAAGGAAACUAGGCCACAGUCGGUCGCGUUUUCCCGCACUUUUCAACGGCUCGAGUUUUGAUUGCCUAAAGUAAUGAAUUUAGUUGUUAGCUUCCAAGUAAACACCUUGCGAGUCUUUUUGCAAUGGAUCAAUAUUAAAUCCCUCGACCUGUUCUUAACAAACAGGGAUACUUGCUAGAUACAAACGAUAGAGCCUCUAAAUCUUUUAUUUAGUACACUUGGCUAUGGUAUGAGAAUUAAUGUGAUCAACAUGUCACGAGCAUGGGACAAACAAAAAAAUCUGAGUCCCCUACAGGAAUUGAACCUAUGGCCUUCCGUAACACCGGCUAUGAUAUUUCUACGUCCAGGAGACUUGAAAGAGAACCGCGUCUGCGAAAAGGCGCCAGCUAGGGUUCAACAUAAAUCAAAAUCUCGCUGUCUGAAACUUUGUCUGUAGAAACUGUGAACGCGUAGUGAAUGCUCUCCGCUAUGUGGCCUUAUUUUGCAAUCAAUGCGAAAACUUACUGUACGAUUAUUGUAGAGUGCUAGUUGCAUCUGGAUAACAAAGAAGGACGAUCUUUUGUGCGAGCGGCAAAUGAAAACCUAGCCGAGUUUCGGCUUCUUCAAUUCACUGUUGCGUGUCAAAAUCCCUUUCCAGUUUUAUGUAAGCUUGGUCUUAAGUAUCAAAAUCAUUUUUAUAUUUCUUGGAACAGUAAUUUGUUGAGAUUAUUGAAUGGGAUAAUUUUAUCAGGUGUCCACCCGUCCCUGUCUAUUUCAGCUCCACUACGUAGUACAACAUGAAUCAGACAAACCAUAAGGUUUAUUUUGGCUGUUUCGGCUGAGCACAGCAGAAAGAACAAUACGUUAUGGCCAUCCUCUCAUUUUUUUUUCUCCGUUUAGCGUCGUCCUACCGACCCAAAUUUUUGGCAUUUUCAAAAAAAAAAAAGAAUGACGUAGUUAAACCAUUUUUCACUGGAAAUAAUUCUUUUAAUCUGAAAAAUGAGCAUAGUACCAGCAAAGAGAAAAACAGGAACUUUUUUUUACAGUAUAUUGUGCAUUUUUUGUUAAUUCAAAUAUGUGAAUGUUAACUUUUGGGGUGGGGUACCAGAGCCUCCUAUUCCGAGGCUUCUUGUGAUUUUUUGUUUAGGUUUUUUUUUUCCAAUCCGACCGACCGACCCAACAUGAAGAAACGCAUUCGAUGCUAAACAAAAAAAAGGGGGGAUGGCCUAUACCACUACGAGGUGUAGGGCUAGAAUGCUUUCCCUAGUGAUAAGCAUACCUUUUAUAGCACUACCUUCUACCCUUUCUGCGCUUCAACUGAAACCGUCCCAGUCCCCACUGCUCCCGUGCCGCCGAAAUGUUUCAUUUCCGGCUAAUUCGUAUCCACUAAAACGCCGGAAUUUCCAUUUUUUGUCCUUUACAGACUCGGUUAACCGAGGUCAAAGACACGAAAUACGCGGAUAAGGAACAUUCUGGGAAGAAGGAGAUGACUGGAGCGAAGAAGGGUAUUGAAACAAAGGAAGAGGACUCGGAUAAAUCCAAACGUUCGACGUCACAUCUAAUCGCCUUCUUUUCUAAGAACAAAGAUAAGGAUAAAGAAAACACAAAGGAAAAAGACAAAGACAAAUCCAAAUCAAAGGAUAAAGAAAAAGGGAGAUCUACACCUCCCCCGGGAAAACAAACAUCCGAGGGAAAAUCCACGGGGGGUAAACUUGAGCGAAAGGGUUCUACUGGUAGUACAGCGUCACCGAAAGCCGAGGGGAAAUCUUGGCGAAAGUCACUUGGGAUUCUCGGUGGAGGCUCUAAACAUGAUAAGGAAGAGAAACAUAAAAAGAACUCCGAUCAUCGAGCUUCUUAUCCCGGGGAUAUGUCCGGGAAAAAUCCUCAGGUGAUAACGAGUAAGCAAGAGGGCAGCGCUGUUAAGACAGUGAAAGAUAAUAAAGAGGAAAAAGCGAAAAGGAAGCAUCCGGAGCGACGAAGUUCAAAUCCAAUGGCAGAAGUACUGUUAAAAGAUUCCCAAGUCGUAGACAAGCUAGACAACAAUGCUUUAGAAACAGUUCCAGAAAACAAGGAUGAAAAAUCCAGAAAGAGACAUCCUGAGCGAAGGACCUCGAGUCCCACAACGGAGCUACAGAAAAUUGGAAAAGAUGACAAGGAUGAGCAAUCGAACAGAAAACAACCGGAGCGGCGUUCGUCUAAUCCGUCUGCGGACUCGCAAACGAAGAACUCCUAUGUGAGACCUGUUAAACACGAUGAAGCUGCAUUGAAUACCGUGAAAGAGGAGAAGACCUCAGACAAGACACAACCUAAUCAUCAAACACGUGCUAAAACAAAUACUAGUGUUUCUUCGGAAAAGGCGAUCAAGUUGCGCGAGAAAAAGGGACGCGUAACUUCAGAGGAAAGGCGUGAAAAAGCCAAGUCCUUGGGAGAUUUAAGCAGCAACCUUCACAAAGUUGAGGUAUCUAUUUUAGAUCCUACGGUUCCUCCUUCCAGAACUGUUGACACCAUGGAUAUUCCAAAUCAAUUGGGGAAUUCUUCUAAGAGGCCAAUGUCGAGUAACGCUAUUUUAGAAACGCCACCUCUUGCUUCGAAGAGAAGGGAGAAUAAGGACAGAAACGCAUUCGAGGACAGUGAAGAUGUUAAAGGUGAUACUAAAACAUUGAAAGAAUCCAGCACAGUAGCUGAAGUUUUGUUAAAUGGCGGUUCAGCUGAACAUAAAAUAACCUUGGAUCAAACGUUUGUGCUUUCGUCUAAAGUUUCUGGUAAUGAAGGGGUUGCAGUUCAAGAAACUUCUCUCGAAAAGAAAGCAAUAGGAUCUGAUCUAAAUACUAGUAAAGCCACAUCUCCUGUCAAAUACGCGAGGAAUGGGACUGGGUCGAGUUUCAUGACUGACAUUAGCGAACUGUCGGCUGAACUUUCAGCUGCUAUUGCGUCACCACCGCCUCAGCCAAUCAGAUUAAGCAUGUCUGAGACAAAUCUGUUGAGUACCAGUCCUCCCACGGGUAACAGACGGUCCCCUGUUGGCAAGGAUCACGGUACGUAAUUAUGACGCAAUGCUAUCUGAUUUUUUCCAAUCUUCCAUCUCUUUCAAGCAGUUUCAAUAGGCCUUUACUGAUUUGCCCCAAGCUUCUGUUUCAAAGCGAAGCUAAUUGCGAGCCUGUUGAUUAGCUUAUAAAACUGUUCAAUUUAAAAGUAGUGUUAUAUCUCCUGCUUGGGCUACGCGCUACUAGCUGAUGGGCAGAAUACUUCAGGAAAUGUGUAAAGCAAAGCUACAGCGUUUUACUUUAUUGUUUUGUGUAAGUUUAGAAGUUUGGGGCAAAAUAGCAAACGAUAAAUGUGAAACUUUUCUGAGAGUUUUUGCUCUUUAUUUAGGGAAGAGCGGUUAUCAGAGCAAAUACGGUAUUAUCUUAACACUGAAAUAGAUGGACUGUGUUGAAGCUCUUGGCAGGAGGCUGCAUACGUAUGGUACAAUCUGCACAGAAAUAGAUGGUUUUGCCAUAAGAGUCACACCCUGAAGCCUAAAUAAAUAUCUUAUCAUCCACUUCCCUCAGAGCUCAUGGCGCACUUUACAAUUAUUAAUGAAGUAAUGACUUAUGAAUGCCCCCAAUGUUAAUCAGUGGACAGGCGUCGAAAGGGGAAAUGGGAAAGGAUGUAGAAGGAAGUAGGGAGGAAAAGCGCGAUUUUUUCCCCUCCCCUCCCCUUUUUUGUGCUUGCUACACAGGCUAAUAGACACUAUGGGGUGGACACCGCCAGAAAUUUGCUCCGUCCCUAGUGGUUCUUUUCACGUCCUACAGAGUCAAGUAAGGUGAAGGUGCAUGAGACGUGGCCCUCGGUCAGGUGAUUGUUCGUUUAUUUAUUAUUAUUUUUUUUGUCAGAUUCCGCCGGUGCAUCGGUCGUCGAUCAAGAUGAGUGUCAGAAAGCCCUAGACAACUUGUUAAAUUCUUUUCAAGAUGUCAUAGAUUUGCAGGCUAAGGUGGGGUUGAUUUUCCUGGUUAUGCUGUGCAAUUAACAAAAGUGAAAACAACAAACUCAAACAAAGCCUAAAGGUUUUAGUCAGGUGCCUCGCUGCUUUACCAAGGUCUCACAGGAUUAGUUGGGAAAAUAAUGAACGAACAAAGUUAACAACUGAACCUAGCCCCAAAGCAAAAGAGCUGUGAAAUAUAGGGGUCCAGUGAAGUAAAAGGUUUUAAAGAGGAGCGGGGCUAUUUUCUUUCAUCCGUCAUUCUUUAAUUUUUAAGGUAGGAUGCCGAUUUAAUUUAUCCGUGAUUUUUGAACGUACGUACAUGUAAGGAAACAGGAAAGUUGACUUGACUUGACUUCUACGCGGCAGAUAGGUAUGCCGACAAACAUAACAAGGGUAGGUGGGUGGGUGGGUCUUGUAUUAAAAACCAACAUAUUUCAGUAGUGGCGGUGGUACUUCAGUGCUAAUCAGCGUCGAGUCUGUGACUUAAUGUAUUCAUCUCAUAGGUGCUGGACGAGGAACCAUCAGACGAAAGCCAUCUUCUCUUGUCGAACAUUUCAAGCACGUUUUCAGUGAUAGAGGAGCGAAUUCACGAAGCACGUCUUCGAAGACGAAAGUGGGAACUCUCCUCCCUCCCCAGGGGAAAACCAGGCUUAGCUUCCAGGCCUCUUAGUGGAGUGUUCAGCAUGUCAACUGGCAACUUAGACCAACUCACUAAGGGACCACCAACCGUUAGGAGAUUUUCCGAGUUCUCAGUUUCUUCUAUUCCUGAGGUGGACGCUGAAGUGCAUGAAGUUUUACUGGAAAAAUAUUCUGAUAGACUAUUGGAAAUGGUAGCCAAAAAACUUGGCAAUUAAGAACCGUUGCGAAGUGGUUGCGCCGGGUUUUCCUCCUCGGCGCAGUUUGCUAGGAAAAGUUGAUACUGGCAGUGCAGCCAGAAAUGUUCAGAUUGGUUUCAGUACAAUUCAAACAAGUUCUUUACUAAACCUGCGACUGCUGUCUUGUUACACUACCUUGAAGAAUGCAUAGCCUUGAAUUGAGCGAGCUUGAAGCCGGUUAAACACAGAGCUUUUGCUACGAUCGGAACUUUUGAACAUUGUUUUAACGCAAUAACCCCUACACUGUUAUUAUCACGAAGGUGACUAAUCUCGUCGAGGGUGCUUGUAUUGUUGCAUGAUUGAAAAAUUAAACGUGCUGGUUUCAGUGUCUUUUUCUGGUCUUCCAUUUCACUUGAAAACAAUUGAAAUCGACCAACGCGGCUUCUCCUCAC